This is a messenger RNA of Heterotrigona itama, 1662 nucleotides long. NCBI's taxonomy places the organism in Eukaryota, Metazoa, Arthropoda, Insecta, Hymenoptera, Apidae. The record is from the annotation of a GenBank genome assembly.
AUGGAACGCUCGCAGUUUCAGCCAGUCACGACGAAGGCUGAUGCAAGUGCGAUUCUAGGAUGUCCUACGGCUGGUCAGAUGUUGCAGCCUGUUCAGUACGAUUACAUCAGCUAGGGAACGCGUACGGAAAUUUCGUUCCGUCGGGCACUGUUAUGUAUCGGAUCAGUCGUUAUUCGGCAGCCGGUGGUUCGAGAAGUUGGGUACGCGACAGAUAGGGGCGGUGCUGUUUUAGAGCAAGUGACAAUAGUAAAUUCAUUCUAUAUUUUAUGGCUGAUUAUGAGCGUAUUGAAAAGUGUUAUCAUCACGUUGCCUAAAGGCCUGUCGUCGAAGACGCCUGGCGUUAUAUCGGUGACCGAAUUAUCGAAAACCGCGCCGAAAUUAAAUUUCUGCGCUUCUGUACUAACUGAGAAGACGAGAAUGGAUCCGAAGAAACUUACCAAGCAUGAGGAAAUGCAAGACGACGGCACAUCGUUCAAAACGGAUGUAUGCGUCCGUGGAAAGAAACGGCGAUUGGAUCACUUGACGUGGGAAGAAAAAUUACAAAGGAAGAAAUUAAAAAAUAGGGUAGCAGCUCAAACUUCUCGGGACCGUAAAAAGGCGAAACUCGACGAAUUGGAAGAAACUGUUCGAACACUGAGGGAACAAAAUGAAUUGUUGACGCAAGAAUGCUCGAUGUUAAGAUCGCAGAAUGAAAUAUUGGUCACAGAAAACAAAAGAUUGAGGAAGGAAAGAGAGAGCAAGAACGCGGGAGAAUUUGCCUGUUCCAUGUGCCAGAGUCGUCUGUGCUGUGUCCUCACUGGGAUCUACAGUAUCCCCUCACCCUCUGCAGCAGGGUGGAACAACACAGCUGGCACCGUCCCUGACACUAACCCCAGGAGCAACAAUUCUCCUGAAGAUACUGACCAUCUACCUCCUCUUGAAGAAUUGUUUGGUGACUUCCAAGGAGACGAUUACAUCGAACGACUUGAAGAACUUGCAGAGAGCCUGCUACGGGAGGUUACAGCAGAAGUGGAAGCAAAUUCUCAUAGAACAAAUGAACAAGUGUCAGCCAAGGAAAAUACCACUGAGAAAUGUCACUAUCCAAAAAGAGUGGUGGGGCAGACACCAAAAGAUGUGGAAACCAAUGGAACCUGUAGAAGCAUGAGUACACAUCAGUCGUGGCAUCCUGUUUCAAGCACAGCCAGUACGUCUUAUACCACAAGCACAAACGCACCUGUGUCAAUAAAAUCGGAGGUCGAAGUAAAACAAGAAGUCGAAACGCACGAGUUAGACACUAUUUAUGGUACCUACGACGAGGCAACCAAUUCUGUAAUGAUCAUCUAUCCUGGAGAUGAAACUAACGUGAGCAUUCAAGAAUGCGUUCAAGAAGUAGUUACGGAUGGUACUUGUUCAAAUGAAGAUUCAACUUACUUAACGCCGAAUUAUUAUACCAAUCAGUUAUCACCAUGUUAUACAAACACGGAUUCUAUGUCACCAUCGAGCAUACAUUCUGAAGAUGUGGAUAACAAUUACACACACACGAAAUUAGACUCGAACGCAUCCGAUUGUGGAUACGAAUCGCACGGUUCUCCAAAUUCAGAUGUACGACUUGAAAAGGAGAACGUGGGUCUGUCGGAUCUUUGGCACGAAAGCUUUUCUGAAUUAUUCCCAACAUUAGCAUGA